This is a messenger RNA of Cuscuta campestris, 2085 nucleotides long. Lineage: Eukaryota; Viridiplantae; Streptophyta; Magnoliopsida; Solanales; Convolvulaceae. The record is from the annotation of a GenBank genome assembly.
CUCUCAAAAAUUACAAUAUCCUAGUAUCCUACAAACUUUUCUGACCAGAGGCAGAAACGGUUGGCCGAGAAUGAUGGAAGCUCUACUCGCCCUUCCAUCUUCAUCCGUUUCGCUCCAGCGCAACUCAGCUCGCACUUCUCCGGCUCCUUGUCGCCACCUCAACCACCGAUCUUCCGCCGCCGCCGCCGCAAAACCGGCUCCUAAACUAGAGCCUAGCAACAAGCCGACUUCUUACAACUCUCGCUCUAAUUUCAGCCCGGGCGUCUCGGUGGCUCCUCCUCCUCCUCAUCGACCGCUCACAUCCGCUGCGGAAUUGGAAUUCAUCUCCUCCAGCCACCUAUCUAACCUCAAUCUCUACGCAGACAUUGCUUCUAACCUCGCCCAGGACGGGAAGUUCCAGGAUUUCUUGACAAUGGUGGAAAACGUCGCCUCCUCCGCAAUGGAAGCUGCGGAUUUUGUCCGGCUCCUGAAUGUGAAACAAAUUUCUACUGGAAUUGCGCGAAGGAUCGAAGAAGGGAGCGUAGGGAGUGUUGUUGAGCUGCUUGGCAGUGUUCAGAAGCUGCAAAUUGAUCCUCGCCUGCUGCUAGUUGAUGCUGCUAGUGACGCCCUUCGGAAGGAGUGUCAGCGAAUUGUGGAACACGGACAGGUAGAAGAAUUUGUUACUUUGAUGGAAACACUCCAAGGGUAUGGUUUGCCAAUUAAAGAAUUCGCGGAGCCCUCAAAAAUCAUAAGGCUUUGUGUAAGAAAAUUAGACCCAGGUGCUGCCAUCAGGUAUGCACGUAUUUUUUCACAUGCACAAAUUCUGUUAUGCACCAUAAUUCUUGAAUUUGGGAAGAAAGGUAACUUGGAAUCUGCUCUCACUGUGUUCGAAGCAUCAAAACAGGGGUUGAAUUCUCCUAAUAUGUUUGCAUACCGGGCAAUUAUAGAUGCUUGUGGUCUUUGUGGUGACUUCUUAAAGUCUAGAGCCAUAUACAAGGAGUUAAUUUCUCAAGGCGCAACCCCAAAUACGUAUGUUUUCAACAGCCUCAUGAAUGUAAAUGCUUGUGAUUUGAGCUACACGUUGUCUCAGUACAGGAAAAUGAAGGAGUUAUGCAUUACAGCUGAUAUGACAUCCUAUAACAUCCUUCUAAAGUCGUGCUGUCUUGCUGGAAGAGUUGAUCUAGCCAAAAACAUUUACAAGGACGUGAAAUCUUUGGAAUUGACGGGAGCAUUGAAAUUAGAUGUCUUCACGUACAGCACCUUAAUUAAGGUCUUUGCAGACGCAAAAAUGUGGCAAAUGGCUCUCGAAAUCAAACAAGACAUGAUAUCAGCCGGUGUUACUCCAAAUGUUAUUACAUGGUCAUCAUUGAUCAGUGCAUGUGCUAAUUCAGGCCUUGUAGACCAAGCAAUUCAGUUGUUCAAGGAGAUGCUUCAGGCUGGUUGUAAACCUAGUGCAAAAUGUUGCAACUCUGUCCUUCAUGCUUGUGUUGAAGCAUAUCAGUAUGACAGGGCCUUUCGGCUUUUCAGGUCCUGGAAAGAAAAUAGGCUGCAGGACAAUUAUAAGAGAAAUAUUGACAACAGUAUGAGUGACAACCACAGUCCUGGAAAUUGUGCUAGCUCACAAAACUGCACCUCUGGAUCAAGUCUAGAACUGUUCUCUAUUGAAUUUAUACCCACAACAUCAACUUAUAACACUUUGAUGAAGGCAUGUGGCACUGAUUACCAUCGAGCUAAAGCUUUGAUGGAUGAGAUGAAAACCGCGGGUCUUUCUCCUAACCAUAUAAGCUGGUCCAUUUUGAUUAGCAUAUGUGGAAGCUCAGGAAAUGUACAGGGGGCAAUGCAGGCAAAGGGGGACAGGGCCACGUGCACCCACGUGGAGGCGCGUUCUCGGAGGGUGGGAAGUGAUGGCCGUCGUCCUCUUGCUGCCUUGUCGCCUUGCGAGGGAGAUUGUGCCCUUGUCGCGUACUGGCUUGGACAGAUUCCUUCAGCAUCUCCAGCGAUCCUCCACUGACAUGGGUCGCUACACGCCAAGCCCUUUUAGAUUCUCUUCUGCCGACAUUUUCCAACCCUAGAAACCAUACCGGGUGGUUCCUGAGGGAUGAGUUU